This is a messenger RNA of Necator americanus (New World hookworm), 2973 nucleotides long. RefSeq lists its product as uncharacterized. Gene Ontology annotation, molecular function: catalytic activity. Lineage: Eukaryota; Metazoa; Nematoda; Chromadorea; Rhabditida; Ancylostomatidae. The record is from RefSeq and is a predicted model, not a curated record. The transcript has a single exon. Bases 1 to 2973 code for a protein of 990 amino acids.
AUGUGUUCUUCAGAAGCUAGGGCGUACCCCAGAAGCGACGCGCAUUGUCCUCGCCCGGGCAAUGUGGCAAAUAUGCGAGGGCUACCGGCUAGAGGACGAAGCCGGCCAAAGAAGUUAGUCCGCCAUCGCCAGCAACAUCCAGUGCGCUUGGCAACACUUAACGUUGGGACGCUUACUGGAAGAAGUCGUGAACUGGCAGACAGUCUCAGAAAACGCCGUGUUGACAUAUGUUGUGUACAGGAGACUCGCUGGAAAGGAUUCAAGUCAAGGGAAUUAGGCGAUGGCUACAAGCUGAUCUACCACGGCACAUCAAAUCGCAAUGGCGUUGGUAUCAUAUUGAACGAGUCGUUUAGAAAUAGCGUCACAGCGGUGGAUCGACUAUCGGAUCGCUUGAUGGCUGUAAAAGUAGAUACAGGAAAAGUGGAAUUGCGAAUCGUCUCUGCUUAUGCGCCACAGAUGGGCUGUAGUGAAGAAGAGAAGGCGUGCUUUUGGGAAGAUCUGGAGCAGUACGUCCAAUCCCUGGAAAGCGAAGAAGUACUUUUAAUCGGAGGAGACUUCAACGGACAUGUCGGUUCCCGGAAAGACGGAUUCGAGAGUUGUCAUGGUGGAUACGGCUAUGGAGCUCGUAACGACGACGGGUUGCAAAUCCUGGAGUAUGCUGUUGCAAGUGACUUGAUCAUUGCUAACACGCAGUAUCGGAAAAGAAAAUCGCAUUUGAUCACGUACACCAGCGGCGGUCGUGAAACACAAAUAGAUUUCUGGAUGUUACGCCGACGAGAUCGCCGACUUCUGCAGGAUUCAAAAGUCAUCCCUACAGAUCAUGUCGCUGCCCAACACCAUCUGCUCGUUAUGGACUUGAAAAUCUCCCGUCCAAGGAAGAGACAUCCAAGGACUGAAACACAGCGCAUCAAAUGGUGGAAUCUGAAGGAUCGAAAGGAGGUAUUUUUCGCGUCCGUGGCUCCAUCUACACUUCCCCACCCUACUCGUAGUGUGGAGGAAAUGUGGUUGUCUACGUCCAGCGUUAUACGCUUGACCGCGGAAAACACUCUGGGAAAAACGACUCUAGGUAAGCCAAAGGUACAAAAGGCUACGUGGUUUUGGAACGAGGAAGUUCAGGCGGCAAUUCGUGAGAAGAAGUCCAAGUAUAAGCUCUGGUGGAGGACGCGUCAGCCUGAAGAUCGGGGUGCUUACCUAGCGGCGAAGAGGGAGGCUAAGAAGGCAGUCUCCAAGGCGAAGUCGGACCGCUACAAGGCUGUGUACGACAUGCUUGAUACCAGAGAAGGCGAGCGGGCAGUGUAUCGUUUAGUCAGAGCACGUCAUCGCUCAACGUUGGAUAUGGAGCACACCAAGAUCGUUAAGGGAGCUGAUGGAGCCGUUCUGCGCCGCUCUGGUCAGAUCCUGGAGAGGUGGCAAGAGUACUACAAUCACUUGUGUAACGAAGAGUUCUGUCAUCCUCCCAUCCCAACCGUUCCCAGCGUCGAGGGUCCUGUUCUACCAAUUACUGCCGUCGAAGUCAGUGCUGCCCUCGCAAAAAUGAAGUCGAACAAGGCAACCGGUCCUGAUGAUAUACCUGUUGAUAUCUGGAAGCUGCUAGGAGAUCGAGGGUCCAUGUGGCUCGCAACUCUAUUUAACAAGAUCGUUGCAGAAGGACGGACUCCAGACGUUUGGCAAACUUCCGUGACCGUGCCUGUCUGGAAAGGGAAAGGAGACAUUGCUGACUGCACCUCGUACAGGCCUAUACGACUGCUCUGCCAUACGAUGAAGAUUUUUGAGCGUGUCCUGGAAGCUCGUCUGAGGAAAAUUGUUAGCGUUCCACUCAACCAGUGCGGUUUUGUGAAGGACUGCAGCACUAUAGAUGCUAUCCAUGCUGUCCGAAUCCUCCUGGAGAAACAUCGAGAGAAGAACCGCAGUGUGCAUCUUGCUUUUCUCGAUCUCGAGAAAGCUUUCGAGCGUGUCCCACAUGAGCUGUUAUGGAUGUCCAUGAGGUCGCAUAGAGUACCAGAAGAAUAUGUGAGGUGGACGAAGCUGCUUUAUGCGAAGCCUACCAGCGUUGUACGAUGUGCUGUUGGAACAAGCAGGCCACUCCCUGUACGAGUAGGGGUUCAUCAGGGUUCAUCCCUCUCACCUCUGCUGUUCAUACUGUGCAUGGACACGAUAACGAAGGAAAUCCAGAAGCAGCAUCCGUGGACUCUACUCUUUGCCGACGAUGUCAUGCUCGCGUCGGAGUCUCGAGAUGAUCUUCAGAAACAAGUACAGUCUUGGAAGGAUCAGCUGCAGCAAUAUGGAUUGCGCCUCAACACAUCAAAAACUGAGUACAUGGAGUGCGGACCAAGGAUAGAGGAUGGUUCAAUUCGUGUUGAUGGCACCGAAUUAAACAAGGUGAACUGCUUCAAGUACCUUGGAUCCAAAGUGACUUCCACAGGCGACAUUGAUCAAGAAGGUCGAGCACGUGUUAAUGCUGCAUGGAUGAAAUGGAAAAUGGCAACAGGGGUACUGUGCGACAAGAAAGUCCCUGUUCGACUGAAGUCGAAGAUCUACAGGACGGUUGUGCGUCCUGUUGCCCUUUACGGAUGCGAGUGCUGGCCGACAACGAAAGCCUUGGAAAGAGUGCUGCACGCUAUGGAGAUGCGGAUGUUGAGGUGGACGAUAGGUGUGACGCUAAAAGAGAAAGUAUCCAACGACACUGUGCGCUCCAUCUUCGGUGUCGUCCCGAUAACUGAGAAGAUGAAGGAGGCGCGACUGAGAUGGUUUGGUCACGUAUUGCGGCGGGAGGAAGAUUCUGUUGCCAAAACCGCUCUGAAGCUCGACGUUUCAGGAGUGAGGCCGCGCGGGAGGCCAAAGAUUCGCUGGUUAGACCGUGUGAAGCUGGAUAUGAUAGAUGCACGUUUGUGUACGGCUGAUGCAAUGGAUAGAACCAAAUGGAAGACAAGAAGCAGAAAAGCGGACCCUGCAACAACGCGGGACAAACGCUAG